CUCAACCUUGAUGCCAACAUGGCGGAUAACGCCGUCUACCGAGCGUUGAGGCUGUAUGUUCUUUUCUUUACUGAUGGCUCUUCUGAUGUCUGUUCUCUGUAUCUAUGAGCUACUAAUUUCUCCCAGUUGCCUUAAUUUCCAUUUUUUCCUUUUUCUUCAGCCACAUCGCGCCUGACAAGUUUUAUAUCGAGCCGAGGGACCAGCAAUCAGUUGGUGAUCAAAUACUCGAAAUAGACCGUGUUACACAAGAGUUAAGUCUAGCAGGUAAAAAUUGUGUCUAAUUAGAUUUUCAAAGGGUCACUUCACAGGCGGUUGUAUGACAAUCAUCGUCUUAAAUUUAAGGCGUGUUUUUGACUAGUGAAAAUGAUUUCGUUCUAACCGAGUAAUAAGUUUCAUUAAGCAUUACCCUAUUAAGAAACAGUCAUUAUCACGACGUGAUUCUUCUUUGUUUACCUUCUCGCAGACCUUGGAAAGAACAUUUUAACCUAUCAGUAGUUACGAUUCGUUGAUUUUUGCGUGAAAUUAAAGAUCAGUUUUUUGUUAAAUUAUCAAACAUUUGUUAGUGUUACUUUAAAGCGUAUCGUGGGAGUUUUAACGAGGUUAUCAGAUGCUGGCGUAAAUAGACUACAAAAAAGCUACAAAGUCCAAGUAUUUCGCCAAGUUUUAUCUGAGUGCGUCCUUAAACAUGUCAUAUUCUUCUAAAAUUAUAUGUUAUAUAGUUUAACAUCUGAGACAUUGUACCUCCCGAUAUCUGCUGAAACGUAAACAUUGUUGUUUUUACAUAUAAACUAGAGCGUGUACUGAAUGAAAAAGGUAAGAUUUUUGCACAGCCCCAGACUUCACUAUGCAAACAGUUCUGGGAAAAAAAAUUGGGGAAAACAAAAGAUUGCCUUUUGGACUACAGCUUUGUUUUACAACAGCAUCGGGUGUGCAGAAAUCUUACCUUGAAAAAAAUUGAGAUCACCCCAUUAAUGUCAUGUAUUCAAAAAUCCAUUUUCUUCUAUCACAUUGUUAGGAAACAAUAUUAAUACUUGUUAUUCACAGCUGGCAGGCCAACAUGUUGACUAAAAAUAUUCUGCUAUGAGUUCAGUUUUCUUAGAUGUAUUCUGUUUGUAGAAACAGGUAGUAAUUUGUGAUUUUUAUCAUCCCCAUUAUAGACAAUGAGGGUCAAAUCCCACCAUCAGCUGAGAGUAGAGAUAUAUUUGGAAUUUUGGGAAUCAUAAAUUUGUUGGCAGGUAACCUUGAAACUAAUUGCAGUAGUACUUCAUGUAAUUCUUUGUUGUUAGCCUGGAAUUGUUUUUGAUGAUAAGUAUGAGACUUGUGCACUUGAAGAGCAUGGGAAAUACAGUGUAUAUCUACACGCAUAUUCUUUAUUCUACAACUUUGAAAUUAUAUUCGUACCCUUUCUUGAAGGCUUGUCUAUAGCAUGUUAUGUAAGAGGUAAGAUACUUGCAAUCCCAGCUCAACUCUUUUAUUCGAUGAAGAUGAAAAUCCAAGUACCCUAAAAGGGAACCUUCCUGUUGGUAUCUGGGAUGUUCAACCGUAUAAUGAGCAAUUAAUGGAUAAGGUGGGGCAUGAUAUUACAAAUUAUCAAUGGCAGGGUCUGAGUUAUGGGUGGAAGCCAAAGGCUGAGGCGGGUAGCACAUACAUGAGAUUUGUGAAUUUAUAAUAUCACGCGGAAACCAAAUUCAAUAAUUAUUUUAUUUUACAUUUUUGAACAAUCUGCAAAAGAUGACACUUCUCUCUAAGUUUGCAAAAGUUUGAGAAAACUCUCUGGAUGAGGGGCUUGCAAACUGAGAAGACCUUGAAUUAGACAUGAUGAGCCAGAUAAUUGGGUUAUCGUGUCAACUUCACAUGCUAUUGUAUAUUGAUUGUAUGCUCUCAACCAAUCUCUCUCUCAUUGUGAGUCUAAUGUUUAAUAACAAUCAUUAAACUUGCCACAGUAUUUUUUCCUAAGUUACUUUACAUGUCUGCUACUAUUUUCCCAUAGGACCAUACUUGGUUGUAGUCACUAAGAAGACUCUUGUAGGUCAUGUCAGGGGUCAUGAAGUAUGGGUAAUCAAAGGAACAGAUAUUCUGGCUUUUCCAAGAGCAACAUUGCAUCUCACAGAGAGUCAGGUACAUGGAGAUGGGUUUUGACUGAAUUAUUUCUAUGUGUGAAAUUAUAUUAGUACUGAUGAUGAUGAUAGUAAUAAUAAGUAUAAUAACAAAAAUAACAAUGAUGAAAAAAAAUUCCUCUCAUCAAUUUGACAGCAACGGAACAACAAUAUCUACUUAUCAAUGGUGCAGUCAGUUCUUCAGACCAGCAGCUUUUACUUCUCUUGUACAUAUGAUCUAACGCACACUCUGCAACGCCUCUCAAGAACCAGCCCAGACUUCCUUCAGAUGCCUCUCUUUGAAAGGGUAUGAGCACAUUAAAAGUCACAUUCAUUAUAAAUACAGCAAUAAGAUAAGAGGAAUAUGAAGAAUAUCUCCUUACAAUAUAAAUUCAUUAUCAACGGGAUAAGUGAUGAGAAUAAAGAAAAAUAUCAAUUUGGGGAUAAUUAGUUGAUUCAAUACUUAAUUCUCUGAACUAACAUUAUAAGAAUUGUAUACUUGACAGUAAUGAGAAUGACAAAUUUGGUCUGGGAGUUAAAGGUUAAGCAGUUAUUGUGAUUGUUCUUGAGCAAGACACAUCACUCCUCAGUACCCCUCCCUACCCACAGGGUUGUGAUUACUGGUAGGAACACAGCAGAAACCUUCUGUUGUUAGACCAUCUCUAGGUGUCUACUCUGUGAAUUGUGAUCAAAGACAGAAAUGAGUAAUUUUGAACUGAUUCUAGCAUCAAUGUCUGGCUGAAAAAAGUUACUCAAGUGUAUUCCAGAAUGCUAGAAUUCAUGUCUCAAAGAAUCCAAAUAUUUCAAAUUUUGCAGAAGGUGCAUGCACCUAGACCCCCCAUACAAGAGAAUUUUUCUUUGCAUCAUGUCAUGCUGCUAUGUAAGCAUAAUUCAGUUCAUCUGCUUACUCAGUUCAGAUCACACAUCUGUUGUAUUUCCUUAAGACAACCCUGCACCAGGAGUAUAAAUGAGAAAUUAAUUACAAAGUAUAAGGAAAACUGACAAAUAGCAGGGAGGUUAGUCGAGAUGACCUACUCCCACUUACUUACUGGAUCAGAAACAACCAACCUAAUGCCCACUAGAGAACAUCCUAAUUCCAUUUUCACUGAUGAAAAUUUUCCCAAUUUUUCCCAUUAGGCUGAUCCUCGAUUUGUAUGGAAUGGUCACCUUCUAAGACCUUUAGUUGUGCAACCAGAGGUAACUGUCUCUCAAAUACUACUUGAGUGUUAUUUAAAUUGUUAAUGAUGAUGAGGCAUUUAUACAGUGCAUUCUCCAUAUCAAAAUUAUUUUAUCACUUUGUGGGAGACUUUGGCCAGACAGCAUCAAGAAGUUUACGAUUUAUAGAUGAAAUUUUUACAGGUUUUCCCCAAUUUAGGAAUUUUUGGAAACAAGGCCAGACCAAAACAGUGGGAGUUACAUUCCCAGGAGUACUCCACAUGAUUACAUCUAGUUGUUGAAGAGAGGAAUGAUUUUUGAUCAUCUGAGAUUGACUGAAUGACUAGUGCUUAGUUUAUACUAACUAAUUGACUUUCAACCAGAAUACCGGUAAUCAUUUGUUACUUCCUCGAUUCACUGAUUGAUUUUCAAAUAGUCCAACACAUGCAUAAUAUACCUUUUUGUUGUCUUGAUCUUCUCUUACAGCUUUACAAAUUUAUACUUCCAGUUAUGCAUGGCUGUAUCCUUUUUUAAAAUAAAAUGCUAUGUACAACUGUGAAUCCUAUAUAUGUUAGUCUUGUCAGUUUUUCUUCCGUUCAUUGUCUUAUUGUCAUUAAAGAAAGUCUUUCUCCUGGUUUCUUGACAAAAGUUGGUACUUUCAGCCAUAUAUGUAAAUUUUGUUGUGAGAAUUUGGUGUUGUCUUAUUCCAGAAAAUAUAUUUACUAUUGAUUAUUGUAUUGAUACUAUAUGGAGAAAUUCUGUCCUGGUCACUCCUCGGAGUAAAAGGAUUCAAACCAGUUUUAAGUUUUCUUUUACUAAAAUGAGUUGGUACUUUGAAAUCUGCUUUAUGUCUUUUCAAAAGAUUUUCUUUUCUGCUUCAUUUAAGUUUUCUACUAAAUGAUGGUACUUGAAAUCUGCUCUUUUUCAAAAGUUUUCUUUUCAGCCUCAGCAUUAGUCAGAACAUACCAACUAGACCUGACAAUGUAAUGAUACUACUCCUCCUUUUGAGGUUUUCUUUCAUUAAAAAUGGAAAACAAAAUGGAAAACAAACAAAUGAUAGAUUCUAUUGCUCUAGUAAGCAACUCUAAUUCGCAACAAAGUUUUCUUGGUCUAUUUGUCAGUCUGGCUUGUUAGUUGUAAGUAAUAUGGUAACUGUCUUCAGCCUGACUGUCGAUUCACUGAAAAUCUGAAUAUUGAUUGUUUCCCUUAACACUGCCAAGUCAUCUCCAUCAAUUCCUGUGUUAUUAAGCAGAACACAUUUGAUUUCAUCCUUAUAUCAAGAAGAAGUUGUUUCAGGGCAGGUAUGUGUGAGUUUGUUUUUGUAAUUUUGGUUACAUCCUUGGGCCAGAUAUAUGGUGGAGGGGCAAUUUUCUAAAGAAACUGUGGUGCUGCAUUGGUGGGAGAGUAUAACAGGAUAAUUUAGUAUUAUCAACUAAGUUGAUAAGAAAAACUGACCACCAUAAAGAGUUUUUUAAAGCUGAUGUUUCUAGCCCUUUACAGAGCAAAUGGGCUAACAUGGCUCCAUUUACUCUGACAAAGGGCCUAAUGCUUGAAAUGUCUGACUCAGCUUUAAAACUCUUUAUGAUGGCCAAUUUACAUCAUCAACCCAGAUGUCUGGUAAGUUUUGUAUAAUUGGAGUUCAGUGGGCCAAUUAUCUUGUCAAUACAAAAAUUAUGAUUUAUAUGAUUUCUGUCUCCCUCAGGUACACGUUACUUCAUUCGAGGACUUGAUGCUGAAGGAAAUGCUGCAAAUUAUGUCGAAACUGAGCAGAUUACUCAGUUUGAAUCUGGAGCAUGUUCUUUUGUACAGGUAUGAAAGCAUUCAGUCCCCUGUUAGGUGCAGUCAAAGAAUUUUUAAAAAAAAACUGUGUCCUCUUUGCUCAUGACUGUUUUUCUUUGUCAUAGACAAGAGGAUCUAUUCCACUGUUUUGGUCUCAGAGACCCAACCUUAGAUACAAACCAGUACCACUGCUAAAUCCAUCAGCUGACCAUGUAAGUGUUGAAGAUCUCCUCUAUUAUAUGUACAUUUUGUGCAAACUCUUUGGGGCAGAAAAGAGCGGAGGAAAAAAAGAUAAAGAAUUAGUGAUUAAGACCCAUAGAUAAGAGGUUUGUACCCAGUACACCAUAAUAAUACUAAUAAUACAGUAUUUAUAUAGCGCUAUUUCUAUUGCUAUUCAAUAGCGCUUUACAAUUCAUUUAUAAAGGACAUUGAUAAAAUUUAUAAAAACGUAAACAUCACUAAAAUAUGAGUAAAAAACCAGCUAAUAAAAAAUCUGUAAUGAUGAGAGUAAAAACUGUGAAACUUAUAAUAGAACUAAUUCACUAACUAAUGAACUAACUAACUAACUAACUAGCUGACUAACUAAUUAACUAACCAACUAACUAACUAUUUGCCCUUUAACUCCUAAAAGUGAUUAAAACGCAACUUCUCCCUAUAAUGUCCAUACAUUAUCCAACAAAUCAGUAACGAGAGUCAUCAAACUCUUGAGGUGCAAGGUGCUAUCUUGACCUUAAGCCAAAUUCUCAUAACUAAUUUACAAGGUAGCAUAUGUGUACAUGAAGCCAUCAGAGGGGAGAAUUAACAAUCAGAUUUUGGGAGUAUUAAGGGGUUAAGCCUGCACACAAGCUCUCUUUGGGGGGAGGGGGGUGGGGGCUGUGUAUGGGGAAAGAAUUAAGAGAGGACAUGAGACAAAGCUUGCAAUGUUGUUUCAUAAGGUUAAUUCUGCCCCCAGAAACCCUUGUUGUCUGUCAGAAAGACCACUUGUGGGAGCUUGCAGAUUGCUCCUUUACCUUAGCCCUUAACUCCCAGAAGUGAUUAGCAUGUAACUUCUCCCUAUAAUAUCCAUACAUUAUACAGCAAACAGGUAUUGAGAACACUCGAACUCAUCAGGUACAAUUUAUCACCUUGAUUGAACACCUAAUUCUCAUAAUCAAUUUACAAGGAAAUGUGUCGCAGUUACAUGUAGAGGGGAGAAUUGACAGUCAGGUCUUGAGAGUUAAAAGGUUAAACAAAAUCAAAUUAAAUGUGUUCAAGAACAAUAUGUCUAGUUGAGCAAAUUUUGUAUUGCACGGGAUGAGAAGUUCUUUGAUUUAUCAUUUUGGCAGAGAGGAGGAUUUGCUCUCCAUCUAGACAAAGAAAGAGUGUACUAUGGAGAACAUGUUUUAAUAAACCUUGUAAGUAUUAAAUUAAUAUUAGAAUUUCUCUUAUUUCAAAAGCAUGCAAAGACAACUAUGUUGUCUUGGGUGAUGUCAUUAUUAUCAUGGCGGUUUCACUUUGCAGAAGGUCCUUGUUAAUAUUCUAUAAAAAUUAUCAAGGUUGAAUCAAACUUUUUGUCAGGAAGAAAAGUUGAUUUUUAGCAUAAUAAUUCUCAAGAGCAUUUAGAUGUCAUCACUCUCCUUCUUUUUAACAGAUUGAUCAGAAAGGCCCGGAGAAGAUUUUAGGUGAUCGAUACACUGAGACUGUCAGUAAGGCAGGGUUAACUGACAACUUCUUGAGGUAAAAUGUAGAACAUGAAAUUUAACUUGAGUAUUAGAACAUUUUUUUGAGUUUUAAAAUCUUCUCCAGCAUGUCAACAAAGUAAUUUUGGGAUCAUCAACUCUUUCAACACAUCAUUCAGCAUUUAUGUUAUCGUGUUCUAAAGAACUUGUUGUGGUAAAAUCGUAGGCAAGUGCAACACUUUGUUCAUUCUCAACAAGGCAAUACUUGAUGAAAAUUAGGUAAAUGGUGGAAGGGAUUGUUGAAAAGCUGAUGAGUCAACCAUGAGCCUCUGAUCAGAGCAAAGGCACCUAUGAUGGUGGUUCUUUGGACCUCUAUGAGUGACUUGCAUCUAAUUUCUCCUUACAAUAUCACGCCUGAAUUACACAUUAAGGUCAUGAGAAUGAAGAAAAGGAUCACCACCCAAAGAGGCUCUUGAUUGUUAAACAAAUUCAUCUUUGUCAGCACCUUGGGAAAUUUAUACAGAACAGUAUUGAGAAUAUGCGUACUGAUGUCAGGGUGUAAAGGGUAAAGACAGUGUAUUAGACUAGUGUCUUUUCUUUGUUAUUAUUUUUGAAAUUGUAGAUAUGAGCCAUUUGAUUUCCAUAAAGAGUGCAGUAAGAUGAGAUGGGAAAGAUUGUCCAUUCUAACAGACAGAUUAAAAGGAGAUCAAGAGAAGUUUGGGUAUGUCCUCAGUAGCUCUCACUCUAUUUAAAAAAGAAUUGGUGUGGUACGCAUGCACUGUUCUUCUUUUCAGGUGGUAACCAGUAAAAUUUACCACCACUAGUAUCUCUUUUUACCACCUAAAAUCACUUGAAAUUCUUAAAAUUGAAUUAGUAAAAAUAUUACUCUAAGAGUUUGAUAAUUUCUUUUACCUGUUGCACUUAAAAUAAGAGAGAACACUGGGUAUGGAGGCAAUAAUAAUGAAGUACAGGAUACAUGUGCUGUGUUGCUCACCAUUUUUGUGACAUGUUUGAUCAUUUUUAUUUUGAAAAUACAUUUAUUUGCAAAGAUAUAUCUGUUAGUAACUACUGUAUUCAAGAGCAGGAGCCAUAGCUCUGGCAAACAGAAAUAUUCAAGUCUAAAAGAGAAGCAGCACUGAGAUGUCUCAUGCCCCCAGCAUGGAACAAGAUGCAGGAACGAAAAGUACCAUGUGUACUAAACAGUUUACUGAAGAAGUUUUACAUCAGUCCACAGUUGUUCAAUUGAUGCUUGUUACUAAAUUAAAUGUUAUGUUAUUAUCAUUACAUGUGUUGUGAUUUUGUUUUAUUCCUGUACUAGAUUUUUCUCUGUCAGAGGAAAAGAUAGUCAAAUUGACACUGAGCAAAAGGGAGUGUUCAGAACAAAUUGCAUUGACUCACUUGACAGGUAAAUAACCAUACCCAAGGUUAUACGAAUAGAAUUCAAAUCUCUAUUUCUUCCUUCAAUUGUUGCAAUUGUCAUAGAAGUUACAAAAUAAAUGUAAGGGUUUUAGAGUGAUGACAUUUGUUUGCUUGUUUCUUAUUUUGUUGAAGAACUAAUGUUGUUCAGAGCUUGUUCGCACGGAGAAGUCUUCAAGCACAGUGCGAGGUAAAGCCUGUCUCCUCUUUCAUACUCACAUGUAUUUUAGCAUUAGAAGUCAAUUGAUAGCAGAGUUGUACUUUUUCUUGAAGUUGACACACAAUCUGGAAAGGCUGAUAAACAGUUGGUGCAUCUCUUUGAGCAUGUUAAUAGUAUUCCUUUUUUAUAUGCAUGGCUGGUUUUGUGACUAAGAAGUAGGUUGAAGCAAAUCUUAUUUCCACAUCCACUACCCAAGAGUGCAAGAUGGGCCAUGAAUUACCCACCAUGGUCCCUCAAAAAGAAAAAAAGUGUUUUAGCCAGGUUACAUAGUACCUAACCUCCAAACAACUUUUUUCUAAAAGAGAAAAAGUUUACUAAGGCACUCAAUACAGGAAAAUCAGAUUCUUUUCUUUAAAUGUCUUCAGGGCAUGAAAUAGUCCUACGCCAAUGUGACUAAAUUUUUCUUGGCACCAAAUCCUGAAUAUUAGUUGCCAAAGGCGACUAGAAUGUUUCAUCAUAACCUUACCUAGAAAUAUAGUAAAUUAAAAAAUUUCAAAGAUAAAUUCUUGGCAAACUUCCUCAUUAACUUGAACAUGCAUCUCAAUCGAUAACUAGAUUUAGGAUGGAUUUAGGAGAGCUUGAAUGUUGCAUAUCAUCCAUUCUAUUGUCCACUUUGUAGCACGUUAAUGAUCUUUUCCCUAACUUAAUUUCUAGAAUGAUGACAGCGUAAAAAAAGGGUUUGUUUGUCUUUGAAAAUGGCAACCAAUUUUUUUUGAAUUGGCUACCACUUUGAAUAAUUUAGGAGCCAAGUGGCUAUCAGAAAAAAAAAUCAAUUUCACGCCCUGGUCUUUAUGGAUAAAUCUCAGCUCCAUGACGUCACACUUGGUCAAGUAAAAUUGAAAAUUCUGUAUUAAUGGUAAAUGUAAAGAAAAAUCAAUGUUAGUGUUUUCUUUGUGUGAAACUCACAACAGAAAUGUGACUUCCAUUAUAGCGAUUUGAAAUUCUAAGCCCAGGAGAGAGAAUAGAGAGUUAUGCAGGAAUGGAGAAGGCAUUCAAGAAUGGUAGGUUAACAUUUACAGGGAGUGGGGAUGGCUCAGUGAUGAGAGUGCUUACCUCCCACUGCUUUUGCCCAGGUUCAAUUCCUGGCAUCACAUGUGGGUUGAGUUUGUUCUUGGUUCUUGUCUGUGCUCAAAGGGUUUUCCUCCCUCCACAAAAACUAAUAUUCUAAAUUCCAAUUUAACCUGGAAACAGAGGUCAAGAAGAGUGACCUCAUGGAAUGUCCACUAUAUUCUGUUUCCCACUUGUACUUUCUGCACCACUUGGUAAUUCUUAUGUAAAACUUUAUUUGUGAGAAAAAAUGAGAUGAAUGUACACAAGAAGAGAGGCUGGUGACUUUCCUCAAGCAUAACACUAUAAUUAUAAAGUUUGUUAUCUAGUUUUUGUCAUUCUCUCUCUCAUUGUUUUGCAAAUAUUGAUUUUGUCACAGUCUGGGCAGACAAUGCUGAUGCAUGCUCUGUGCAGUAUGCUGGAACAGGAGCUCUCAAAACAGAUUUUACAAGGUAUUACUCACAGUGCUAAAACACUUCUCAGUAAGCAUGAAUUUUCAGCUAUGUUAAUAAGAAACUUCUCAAUCUGUAAUAUUUGAUUAUCAUAACUAAUUUUGGCUCGCUGAAAAAUUGGGAACAAUUCUGCAGAUUGUGGUACUGAGGAUACGAUUCAGAAUACUCUUUAGGUUGUUAAAGUUUAAAAUGUUUUGUUCCUUCACAUUAGCUUGUGAGGGAAAGACAUUUGCCACUUCUACUCCCUUCCUUAUUCCAAACUCAAACUCAUGCCCUUGGGCAGCAACAUGCUCCCUCAACAACAGAUGCAUCAUGUAAGUUACAUGUUGCUGUUUCCAUAAUAAAAAGCUUUUCACAUGACAGGGUUGUUAGCCUUGUGCGAAACCCCUGAGCCUGGAAGACUAAGACUUAAUUUCUCUUGAGUGGUCUUGAAUUCUUAUAAAUUGCCAGAUAAUUCCCUCAAAAGACUGCUACUAACAAUGAUUUCACUUGAUGAUUUCAUUUUAUCAAGGGCAUACCACCACAUCAAAAAAUUUUAGCUUUCAUUCCUUGGGGGAAGUGAGUGUAGCAACAUCACACCACAAAAAAAAAAAAUGAGGAAAAAAGAAAAAGGAAAGUAAUUAUUAACCAUCCAUAGAUAUAACAAACAUUUUGGUUGUUUUCCACAAAUGUGUUGAAUCAAGGUAUUCGAUAUAACAAACCCUUGAUAAAACAAACUAAUUUCCUUAGUCCCUUGGUACAUAAAUGUUUUAGUGGGAAUUCAAGGUGAAUGUAACAGGUGCAAUGUUAAGUAGGUUGUUGUUGACCUAGAGAAGGCUUACCAUAUGUAAUAACUUUGUGUUACACUGUGUAUAGAACUGGAAAGCGUUCAACACUUGGAGCAUUAAAGGAUGGUUUUAAUUCAGCUGUGAGGUAUUACAAGAACAACUUUGCUGAUGGAUUUAGACAAGUGAGUGAAAUCAGUUUGCAAAUAUUUCCUUGGGGCAAAGUAUGUUGAAUUGUGUGUAACUUAUUUCUCUUCUUUUCUGCUUAUGUUUUUGCUUCAAGACUGUUCACAGAUGACCUUAACUGUUGAUCCUAAAAAUGAGUUGCAUCUAAAUUUUUCCUCACAAGAUCACCCCUGAAUCAAACAUUAACAUCAUGGGAAUAGAUUACAUAUUAAAAAGCUCUUGAUUGUUAAGCAAAUUCUCAUUAUCAGCUCUUUAGGAAAUGUAUAGAGAACAGUCUGGAGAAUAUGCAUACUGAUCUUGUAUAAUGGUGUAAAGGGUUAAGAAAUUUUGACUUUAUAUGCUUAUAGGAUUCAAUUGACUUGUUCCUUGGAAACUAUGUGGUAGACUCCAAUGAAGGAAUCUCCAAACCAUCACCUCUUGAAAUUCUCAGAGAUUGGAGAUUUAUGGCUGUAAGUUCAGUGUUUUCCAUUUUUCUUGGUAACCGAAAAAAAGCAUUUUCAUGAUUACGCUUUUUGUGUAGCUCAUCCAUUUGUUGUUACUGGAAUUCUGUUGUUAGUUUUCCUUUUUACCUAUGCAGCAACAGCAAGCAUCACCAUUCAAACUUAUAAUUAAAACAUUUGAGUUCAUUCUCUUGUUUAACUAAAAUCUUAUUUUUCUGCUUCACUCUUUUAGCUCCCAAUGAUCCUUUUGCUAGGAUUCUCCAUGUUUGUUAUCAGUGUUUUAAUUCCAUCAAGUAAGUAUGAUAUACCACAUAAAUAGUACACUCCUGUUUUUUUGGGGUAUAUUUGUUGCAUGUGAGUUUUGCUUCCCUGGCUGCCUUUCAGUCAUGGUAGAUUUUCUGCAACUUUCAUUACUUAACAUCACCUGUAGCUACAUUUUGUUUGGUUUAAACAUCUUAAACAGCUACAAAAUUUUAAAUAAUUGCUCAAUUUUAAUUCGUGUCUAGGGACAUGCAAUCAAAGUGAGCAAUUAUCAUUCUCUAAUGGUCAUUUGUGACUUAAAAGUAGAUCAUUUCCAUGUACCAUAAUUUUUAGAAAUACUAUCAUAAUGAUAAACUAGUAAUCAUACCUGUACAUGCUGUGGCCUGCAUGGUAGGACGAAGGAAUCACAAGUGUCCACUUCUCCUAGACAGCAUGCUAGUCCUUUCCUAGUAUUGCAGAAGAUUUCCCUUAGUGUUCACCAGUUGGUACCCAGGGAAGCAGUGUGCACAGAGAUUAACACAACAUAAUAAGCCUGGCCAGGGCUUGAAACUCAAACUGAGCCUCCUUGAUGCAGAAAAUUUCAAUUGGGUUUGUUUUAUCUCCUGAGUUGAUAAUGUAAAUUGACCAAUGCAGAUAGUUUCAAAAAGUUUUAUGUUUCAAGGGUUAGCCCUUCAUCAGAGCUAAUGCAAAUACAGAGCCUACUAUCAGCCAACUUUGGGGCACACCUUCAACUAUGUGUGAAAGGCAUUCCUGUGAUGUAAUAAUUUCUUUCUCCUUUUUUCUUGCAGCUGAUUAUGGAGUACAAUUUCUUUAUGUGUUGUUCUGGGGUGGUGCUGUGAUGAUGACACUGUAUGUGGUGCUGUAUUUCGGCAAUGAAUACGUUGAUCAACCACGCCUGGUGCAAGUUCAAGCAAAGGACAAAAAUGUUUGACUAGAAUCAUCAACAAAUUCACCCCUUUAUAUCUUGGUGUAAAUUAUAUCUAGCUAUAGUCAGUGAUUAAUACCAUGGUAAAAAUAUAUGAAUUUAAGGAUUUAUGAAUCGAGGUAAAAUUGGCAAUGUACAAUUUACAUCCUGCAAACUUGGGUAGGUUAUGAAGUGUGGUAGCCAUUCAUUACAAAAACAUUGGCUAGUAAGGGUUUAAAAUUAAGAUAUUGGACAAAAUAAGGCAGGGUAAGAGUUAAUUUAUCCAAAUCUCACCUCGAGGCUGUCAAGCAAGAGAAAUUGAACAUCAAUUUCUUUAAGCUUCCUUUGGCUAAUUAAAAUUGCACAUAUUUUUUUAGUUAUAUCACAAAAUGUGAACAGUGUUACAAUGAUUUUGUUUAAUGCCUAGUAAACAAGCUAUGACAGGCUGCUGUAUUUGCAGGGAACACCAUCUAAUCAUAUUAAAAUUCCAAACAUUAAACAGAAGGUUGUGAUUGUUCUCCUGACUUGAGCCCUAAAACUCUUUAUUGUAGGAGCUGUGCUAUCUUGCUAGUAGAAUAUUUAGGGCCAUCAUUGGUCUCUUGUAAUCUUUUAAGAAAAUCAGCAUUUUGUUACUUUCUGUAUGAUAAUAUUGUUAUCAGUUACACUUGCACAAUGAAAGACUAGUGUUAACAUAUUGGCAUGAUGGGAGCCAAAAAAACUAAGUGUUUAUUUGAUUAAUUAGGUACUUACAUCAUGUAGUAAAGAUAUUAAGUAUCAUUGGUAUAUAUUAUUUGCCAGAAAUUAAUACUAUGGUCAUCUUUAUGAAGAGACAAGAGACCAUAAUCACAUGUAGUAUCAAAAAGUUCCAAUACAUUAAGUUGAAUAUCUACAAAGUUCAUAAUGAAGGGAAAAUCAAGAGCCCCAUGAUUUUCUCUGUAAACCUUUUCACUCCCAGUAUCUAGAGCAGAUUCUCUUUACUGGUAGCCACACAUUUCUUUAUUGGUUGUUAGUGAGAAUUUUAAUAUAUAUCAAGACAAUGUUCCAAUGAGAUGAUUUUCUUAAUUCUCUUUUGCUGUUUGUUUGAAAGUGGGUUAAAAUGUUGUAGAGAAUGUAUGAAAUGAUCCCACCUUGAGAUGAAAGGGUUGUCAUUGCUUGUUGGUGCUACCAUCAGUUCAUCAAAAAUAUCUCGCAUUUGAACUUGUUCAUGCACAGUGACACAGUUUUAAUAUUUUGAUAAUUUUAAAAUUAUUUAAGGAAAGACAAUUUUAAUGGAGAUACAAGAAAUAAAGAGGUUGACAUUGUUCAUUUCAUUUGUAAAGG
Molecule: messenger RNA, 13698 nt
Organism: Pocillopora meandrina
Lineage: Eukaryota; Metazoa; Cnidaria; Anthozoa; Scleractinia; Pocilloporidae
Source: the annotation of a GenBank genome assembly